GUGACAACAAUCUUUCAAGUGUCAUGGCUGAAAAAAGGAAUGUUUUGGGUUUGCCACUGCUCUUUUUGCUACUAGCCGUGUCUCUUUUGCAUCUGUUUAUUUGUCAGUUCACUAAAGUAGAGGAGAGCUUUAACUUGCAAGCAACGCACGAUAUUUUAUACCACAGACUUGACUUUGACAAGUAUGACCAUCAUGCGUUUCCUGGUGUGGUGCCACGGACCUUCCUUGGCCCCCUGUUUCUCUCUUUGCUCUCAUCUCCCACUGUACUUCUGACCUCUUUGCUGGAUGUACCAAAGUUCUACACACAGCUGAUUGUUCGAGCUUCCCUGGGCGUGUGUGUUAUCAGUGCACUGUGGCACAUGCAGAGAGAGGUGAGGAGGCAGUUUGGCUCCACAGUUGCAGGCCUCUUCUGCGUGAUGUGUGCUUCACAGUUUCAUCUGAUGUUCUACAGCACCAGGACACUCCCCAAUAUAUUUGCCCUGCCAAUAGUUCUUGUAGCAUUCACGUCUUGGAUGGCUCAGAAACAUGGCUACUUCAUAAGCCUCUCGGCUUUAGUCAUCAUUGUGUUCCGAUCAGAGCUCUGCAUCUUUUUGGGACUCUUGCUGCUGAUAUCACUACUGAGCAGGAAACUGGGGCUGCUGGAACUGCUGCACUACGCUGUUCCUGCUGGGAUGCUGUCACUGGCUCUGACAGUGGCUGUUGAUACCUUCUUUUGGAAGAAGCUUUUGUGGCCUGAAGGACAGGUUUUGUGGUACAAUACUUUUCUUAACAAAAGCUCCAACUGGGGAACCUCUCCAUUUCUCUGGUAUUUUUACUCUGCACUGCCCCGUGCCCUGGGCUGCACGCUACUCUUCGUUCCCCUUGGUCUUCUCGACAGACGAAUGAGGCUGCUGCUGCUACCCACUCUAGGCUUUAUCCUCAUUUACUCGCUGUUACCCCACAAGGAGCUGCGAUUCAUCAUAUAUACUUUCCCUGUGCUCACUGUAAUAGCUGCACGAGGCUGUUCUUUUAUUUUGUGCAACUAUCAAAAGUCCUGGAUAUACAAGCUGGGCUCUGCGGUUGUGGUUGUCCAACUGUUGACCAACACAGCAUACUCCAGUAUUUGCCUGUACAUUUCUCAUCAUAAUUACCCAGGGGGCCAUGGGAUAAAAGAACUCCACAGGAUGCUGUCACCGACUUCAGAUGUCUUUGUACACAUUGACACUUAUGCUGCUGAAACUGGAGUAUCACGCUUCCUAGAGCAAAACAGGAACUGGAGGUAUGACAAACGAGAAGACAUGACCCCAACAAACCCUGAGAUCGAAAUGUACUCACACCUGCUAAUGGAGGCUAAUGUCACCAAGAUACAGCUACUCCAGGAAACCCAUCAACCUUUGGCAUACAUUGACGGUUACAGCCACAUUGUUUUUAACGUGUCUCACUUCCCUCCUGUGAGUGUGCAGCUUGAGAGAAGAACUGUGCUGAUGGAAAGGAAACGCCAAAGCCUGAAAUGAUUUAAUUUACUUGACAUUUUGUACGUAGAUUUUGUUUUAUAUGAAUAAAGUUGAUUCUGAAUA
Betta splendens (Siamese fighting fish) is the source of this 1556-nucleotide messenger RNA. It is a transcript of the gene alg12, whose product is annotated as ALG12 alpha-1,6-mannosyltransferase. The record is from RefSeq and is a predicted model, not a curated record. Gene Ontology annotation, molecular function: alpha-1,6-mannosyltransferase activity. NCBI's taxonomy places the organism in Eukaryota, Metazoa, Chordata, Actinopteri, Anabantiformes, Osphronemidae. The coding region runs from base 24 to 1493 and encodes 489 amino acids. Gene Ontology annotation, cellular component: endoplasmic reticulum membrane. The transcript is spliced from 9 exons. Gene Ontology annotation, biological process: protein N-linked glycosylation.